Messenger RNA from Chironomus riparius, 3805 nucleotides. Lineage: Eukaryota; Metazoa; Arthropoda; Insecta; Diptera; Chironomidae. The record is from the annotation of a GenBank genome assembly.
UUGAAAAAUUUCCCAAAAAAACUUAAUUUAUUUAACCUUACCAUAUUUAGACAGUAAAAGUGACAAUUUAUAAAUGGAAAAGCGAGCAUUUACAUUAGUUGAUAGUCCACAAAAGUGUUUACCGCAUGAUGUUAGUAAAAAAGUGAAGAUUUCAGUGUCUCCAAAAAAGUGUAAAGAAAAUAAUGGAAAUAUAAUUAAUAAAGCUACGGAUGACUUUGAUUUUGAUGGCUUAAUGUUUGAUGAUGAUGAUGACAUCUUUCUGGAAAUGGUUUUAAAGAAUGCAGAAGAAAGCAACAAACCAUUAGAUCUUACAGACUUCAAAAGAUGUAAAGUAAAUUUUAUCGAGAUCCAUCCAAAAACCUUUGAGAAAAUCUUACAUCUCGAGGAAAAGAAGACUAAGAAGUUCACAAAAUGCUGUUUAAAGGGGAUCUGGUUUGACACGAAUGUUGCACAAAAUGACAUUGUGUCAGUUAAAGGCAUUUGGAAUGAAGAGAGGAAAUUGUAUUUUGUGUCAAAUGAUAGUGGAAUAAUUGUUGUUCUGCCUGAUUUCCUUGUUUCCGGAACAACGGUUGUAGGAUCAUUGUUUUGUACACGUAAAUCAGUUUUAAGCGAAAGAUUUCGAGGAGUUGAUUUUGAUGACACUCUGGUUAUGCAUGUUGGAUCAAUCGUUCACGAAAUCAUUCAAAAAGCUAUGAAGGAUAAUUUGACAACAUUAAAGGAAGUGAAGAGAGCUAGUGAAGAGGUUUUGAAUCAUGCAAACAUUAUUCAAUUACUUUAUGCAUGCAAAAUAUCGCCUGAAGAUUUAAAGAGCCAAAUUGAUCCAUUUAUAGACAGAAUAUUCCAUUUCAUGCAGCAAUAUUUUGUUGGAAAUAGUCAAUCACAAAAACCUAGCAAUGGAAAUGAUUCUAAUAAGCAAUUUAUGGGACGUAUUGCAGAAGUUCAAGACAUUGAAGAAAAUGUAUGGAGUCCACAUUUAGGAUUAAAAGGAAAAAUUGAUGCAACCGUGACUGUAUAUCCACCAAAUCAAUUUUUCAAUUCUUUCCGCAAAUUAAUUCCUGUAGAAAUUAAAACCGGAAAGUCCUCAUACUCAUUAGAGCACAAAGGUCAAUUAAUUUUAUAUCAGUUGAUGAUGCGCGAUUUGGGGAAACAAAUUGAUUCAGGUUUAUUGCUGUACAUCCGUGAUGGAUUGAUGAGUGAAAUUCGCGCAUCACGUCCUGAAGAGAGUGGAUUAAUAUCGAUGAGAAAUCGACUUGCCAAGUACCUCAAUACAGAAAUUGUGACACGUGAAAAAACAAUCAAUCUACCUGAGCCAAUCAAACAUCCAACAGCAUGUCAAAAGUGCUCUUAUAAUGUCUUGUGCUGUGCUUUCCUCGAGAAGGAUGAAAAUUAUGUUUUGCAAUCUAAUCAUCCAUUAUUUAAGAUACAAGAGUCAGCUAUUGCGCAUUUGACAAUUGAGCAUUACAAUUACUUCCUACAAUGGUGUCAUUUAAUUACAUUAGAGCAUAAUGAAGGUCAGAGACCCAUCAAAUUGAAGCAUUUAUGGACUAAAAGUGCUGAUGAAAGAGCAACAAAAGGAAAUGCAUUAGCAAAUCUCAUUAUCAAGGAUUUCGUUGUUCAGCAUGGAAAUGAAUUUGUUCAUCCAUUUACUUCCUCAAAUAGUCAAUUAGAUUUUACUCAAACAAACUUUGAUAUUGGUGAAUAUUUAAUUGUUAGCACAGACAAGAGAUGUUCAAUUACUGCUGGUCGAGUUUAUAAUAUAAAAUCAACGCAGAUCUCACUAUUACUGCCAAAGGAUAUAAGUCGUCAAUAUGCAAACGAAAAAUUUCAUCUCGACAAGCACGAAUCACAGUCACAGUCAGUCUUUAAUUUCUCAAAUAUUGGAAUAUUGUUGGAGAAUAACGACGAGAAAGGAAUUAACAGAUUAAGGAGCAUCAUUGUUGAUAAAAUGCAGCCACAAUUCAGUAAUAGUCUCCCGAAAUCAAUUCAGCAGAAAAUUGAUCAGACUUUAUUGGAAAUGAAUCCCGUACAGAGAAAUGCAAUAUUAAAGGCAUUAACAUGCGAAAGUUAUAUGCUUAUUAAGGGAUUACCGGGAACUGGAAAAACUCAGACAUUGGUGAACUUAAUCCAUUUAUUAAUGGUGAUGAAAAAAUCGAUAAUAAUUACAAGUCACACAAACUCGGCUGUUGAUAAUAUAUUAUUGAGAUUAAAGGAACGAAGAAUCAAGUUCCUUCGACUCGGUUCUGUUUCGAGGAUUCACAAGGAUUUACAUGAUUAUUGUGAAGCUACUUUAAUUGAAAAGUGCCAUUCUGUUGAGGAUUUAAAAGAACUUUAUAGUAAAUAUCAAAUUGUUGCUGUUACUUGCCUUGGAUCUGCUCAUGCUCUUCUUGCAAAUAGACGAUUUGACUACUGUCUUGUUGAUGAGUCAACACAAAUUUUCCAACCGACAGUAAUUCGUCCAUUAUUGUCAGCUGACAGAUUUAUUCUUGUUGGAGAUCCAGACCAGUUGUCACCGUUAGUAAGAAGCAAUGAAGCUAGGCUUCUUGGAGCUAAUCAGAGUUUAUUCGAGCGACUUGAUUCGAAAGAGGCAACAUCUGUUCUUGGAUUGCAGUAUCGUAUGAACAAGACAAUCACUAAAUUAGCUAAUAAUUUGACUUACAAUAAUGAACUGAAAUGUGCUAAUGAGAAGAUUGAGAAGGCAGUAAUGGAAGUACCAAAUGUUGAUAAGUUAAAGGAACAAUUAAGUAGUGACAAGUGGCUGGCAAAAGUUCUCACAUCACAUUUAGAUCAAGCUUGUUCCUUAAUUAAUACUGGAAAUGUUUAUGAAAUGGCUACUGGAUAUUUCGAUUCAGUCAAUAUGAAGGAACGAAAAGAAAAAUCGAAGCUAUAUGUUAAUUAUUGUGAAAUUGCUAUUGUCAUGCACAUUGUAGAUAUACUGAUAGAUUGUGGAGUAAGCGGUGAAUCUAUUGGCAUUAUUGCUUCUUAUCGAGAUCAAGUUGAAGCUUUAAAGAAAAUUUUCGAGUCUUACAAAUCCGUAGAAGUCAAUACAGUCGAUCAAUAUCAAGGACGUGACAAGAAGAUAAUAAUUUAUUCAUGUACGAUGACAGAAAUCACAAAUGAUGGCAAUAAAUCGUCUAAAUCAUUGGAAGUAGAAAUUCUCGAAGAUAGAAGGCGCUUGACUGUCGCAAUUACGAGAGCAAAACAUAAAUUGAUUAUGAUUGGUGAUGUAAAUUGUCUAAAUAAGUACACACCAUUUAGGGAUCUCUUCAGACACAUGAAUAGCAUAUCAAAAGUUCAACUACAAGAUGAAAAGUUUGGAUUCUCGUGGGAAAAGUUGAUGAAAAGUUUAAAGGAAAAGUUAAUUUGAUAUUUAUUUCGUUUUAAAGUCUGAUAAAGUAAAGAAUAUAAAGUGUGCAUGAAAAUGUUUAAUUAAAUGUGUUUAAAGUAAUGUGUUUGAGUUAUGAGAUAAAGUUUAAUGAGUUUUGAUGAUUUGCUGCAUAUUACAAUUUUUAUAUUUUGGUAUCUAACUGUUACUUUGUCAGAGAAUGGGUUGGAUCCUAUUUUAAACUCUUACUCGAUUGAAAAGUGUUGUCCCAGCCAAGUAUGUGAAAAGAAGCAUAAGAUACAUUUUUAUUAUUUUGUAAACUCAGAUUGAAUGGUAAAAAUAGUAGAACAUAAUUGUGAACAAAUGAAUAAUCUAUAAUCUUGUUAGCUGAGGCUGAUUAAUUCGAUAUUGGUACGGAUCUUAUUUAAUUAAACAGUGUGGACAUUUUAUGAAAUUCUCAUUUUUAGUAAUGACGUCAUGAAG